UCGUGUCGUUCCCGCACAGCCUCCUGUGGCUGAUCGCCAGUGGCUCACUCCCGCGGGAAGACAACAGAGUUUUGUUUUAAACCUUAUUACUAUUGCACGGCCUCAUAAAAACCUUAAAUUGCGUUUCGACCGCUCCUCGCAGACGGCAGGCUUCCGGGCUGGAAACGUUGGAUAUUGUUGCAGGCUGGCUAACCUCCUUCAUCACCGCUUCCUCUAUCCUCCGUCUGUUCUAUUCCCUGUUCAUCUUCCUUUUCUUCUUCUUCUUCUUCUUCUCUUCUAGUUGUUGUUGUUAUUUCUAUUUCGACCAGGGAUUGUCGACCUCCUCCUCGUCCUCAUCUUUACUCAUCUUCCCACUACCUCCGACUCCUACACUCAUCCCUACCACUCACCCCUCAAUCUACACCUACACCCACCCCUCGCUCUACUCACACUCACCUCACCCCUACGCAUGCAACGACUCCGACUCCGCUAAACUCUGAACCAAUGUUCGACGAUUCCCUCUCCCCCGCUGCGCCCUCCUUCGACCAAGCCGACGCCUUCUCCGCGCGCUCGCCAGAUGAAUCCACCACCGCCCCCGACUCCCUCGCCUCCUCGCACUCCACCCGCCUCUCUAUGCUAUCGCGCUCAGCUCUCUUCAACCUACCGACCAUCGGGCCCGUCGCAGACGAUGACUUCUCCAAGAACCCGAACGCAAACGACCCCUCGGCGUCCUCGAUCUGGCGUCUCUACUCUAAAGCCAAAGCCACGCUGCCCUACCAGGAGCGCAUGGAGAACCUGUCCUGGCGCAUGAUGGCGAUGUCCCUCCGCAAAAAGAACUCGAUCUCAACCAACUCCUCCUCGUUCUCGCACUCGCCGUCGUCGUCGUUGGUCUCCAUCUCGUCCUCGCUCGGCUCCUCGUCCGCGCUCGCUAGUAGUAGCGCCGCCGCACCAGCUGGAUCCGCCUCGAUUAAUGCUCGUUCUCCGCAGUCCGCCACCCGCAAGUCGCCCUCAUCCACCGCCGUCGCCGACAGUCCACUCGCCUCCGAAGUCGGCAACGCCUUCAUCGACGAAAUCACCUACACACCUUCCUCCAUCGUCGGCUCGCCUUCGGGUCUCAACGUCUCCCCCUCUGCCGAAGCGCCCUACUCAAACUCCGUCUCCCAUGCUACCUCUUCCGCUAUCCCGAUCCGGUCUGGCAAGUCCGCCGACGCUCUUCCCAUCGACUCCCACGCUUCCCUCGGCCCCGGCUUUGACAUGAAGGGCGAGUUUGACUUUGACUCUAUGUCGUAUAAGAGUAAUAUGGAUGAUGACCGGAUGGGCAAGAAACGGCCGGCAGACUUUUCGCCGCUGAUGAAUACGAGCGAGAUGAACAUCGACGGCGAGCAUAAUCUGGCCGAAUAUAAUCUCGACGACCACGAGUCGCUUUCGUCGUCGUUCAACCCCUCGAACCCGUUCACCGUUUCGGAGUCGUUCAGCUCGCGAGCGGGCCGAGACGAGAUGGGUCUUUCGUCGAGCGUAAACAACCACAGCUUUGCGUUUUCUCCCGUGCAGUCGCCGAUGACUGGGAGCCAGAGUGCGUUUGUGAAUAUGUACGGCUCGCAGUCGCUUGCGUCGUCGGUGACCUCACAGGGGGAUUUUUACUCACCGCCACCGUCCGGCCCACAUUCGACCGUGUCGACUCCGCACCCGAUGACCGAGACGCGGGAGUCGCUGUUUUUUGACACAAUCACGACUCGCGAGCCGGCGCCUAAUCGACGGUCGAUGAAUUUUUCGACAUCGCGGCAAAACAGCACGCAGUCGCGACCUUCGCUCUCGCAGUCUUUUUCAUUUACUGGAGUGCAUGAUGGGUUCCCUCCCGGACCUACCGGACAGGCUACGCCGGGAGUCUCGUCCAACAACUUCAACUUCAACAACAGCAACUCUAACAACAGCAAUAACAGCAACGGCAACGGCAGCAACGGGCUGAGUUUUCAGCACGUGGACCCUUCGCAGGUUUUGACGCAUGACUUCAACAUGGAGGAUGAUGAUGCGCUGUUUGGACAGCAGACGCCCGGAGCUGAAUUUUUGGAUCUUCCGAGCGACUCAGACUCGAUGGGGAUGCAUAUCUCAGGGUCGCUGAGCAGUACUGGGGAUUGGAUGCGGCAUCGGGGAAGUGUGGGAGGCAGUGAUGCGCCUUCGCCGUUCAAUGGUAUGCCGAGCUCGCUUCCUACGCGGACGAGUCAGUUUCCGGUGAUGACGCCGCUGCAGGAUCCGUGGGGCCAGUCGACGACGAAUGUGAGCAAUUCAGUGCACGACAACCAGAACCGGGUGAGUCAGGAUAACUUUGGACGGAAGCAGAAGAUUGCGCGGACGCAGUCAGUUACGAAUACGGCUUCGUUAUUGCAGCAGAAUUUGGCGCGACGGAUACAGUCUAAUCCGGCGACGCCGCCGGAGCAGUUUAGUCCGAAUAGCACUGGAACGAACGGGUCGACUACGGCGGGCAGUGGUACUAGCACAGCGGCUACGUCUACCGGGAGUAUAUCGUCUACUACGAGUCCGAAUGCGAGCGGGAGUGCGUCGUUUACGGUGGUGAAAGCCAAUAAUAGCAGUAGUGCUAGCAGCGGCAAUACGAACAACAGCAACAGCAGUGGCACGAACAACAACAGUACGAACAACAACAGUACGAAUCGGACAGCUAGUGCAGCGUCGCCGAGUACGGUUGAUCCGAAGAACCCGGGGGUGCAGCCGAAUGGACAGCCGACGGUGUGCACGAACUGUCAUACACAGACGACGCCGCUGUGGCGACGAGAUCCGGAUGGGCAGCCGCUGUGUAACGCGUGUGGACUGUUUUUGAAGUUGCAUGGAGUUGUGCGACCGCUGUCGUUGAAGACGGAUGUGAUUAAGAAGCGGAACCGAGGGGCGGCGACGAUGCCGGGGACGCCGGGAAGCCAGCCUAGUUUGAGUCGAUCGAAUUCGAAGAAGGCGGUGCGGAAGAACUCGAUUGUUGCAGCGACGACGAGUGUGAAUGCAGGGGGCGCGAAUGGAGAUAGUCCACCGGUGAGCACUAGUGGACUGACGCCUAUCGCGCCGUUGACGUUCAACACCAAGCAAGAGAGCAAGUCUUCGACAGCGUCGCCGAAGAAUGGCUCACCAGCUCAGCAGCGAUCACCUAGUCAGCAGUCGGUGCCGUCGCCGAACAGCAACGGACAGACGAAGCUGUCGCCACCUCAGCAGCAGCAGCAGCAGAUUAGUUCAGAUGAUAAGAAAGGAAUUUCGAAUUCGCCAGCUACGAGCGGGAAUCAGUGGGAGUGGUUGACAAUGUCAUUGUAAGAGGAUUUAUA
Messenger RNA from Myxozyma melibiosi, 3299 nucleotides. RefSeq lists its product as uncharacterized. Bases 484 to 3288 code for a protein of 934 amino acids. NCBI's taxonomy places the organism in Eukaryota, Fungi, Ascomycota, Lipomycetes, Lipomycetales, Lipomycetaceae. The record is from RefSeq and is a predicted model, not a curated record. Gene Ontology annotation, molecular function: DNA-binding transcription factor activity, RNA polymerase II-specific; zinc ion binding; RNA polymerase II cis-regulatory region sequence-specific DNA binding. The transcript is spliced from 3 exons. Gene Ontology annotation, biological process: negative regulation of transcription by RNA polymerase II; positive regulation of transcription by RNA polymerase II.